ACGUCUCCGUCUAAAAAGUGAGUACUGUCACAUCUAUAAAAGCGACAGUGCUCAAGUCCAAGGCGCUGCAAUGGCGAUCUCGGCAGUAAUUGGAUGGCGGAUUGUGUUCGUUGUCUUGGCCUGUACGAUGGCUACAUCUAUCGCUUACACCAUCGCCAUCGAUGGCUCUCCUUUCCGCACGGAAAAUUUCUCGCGGUUAAUGGUGGCAACCAUAAUUGACAUUUCUAUCAGCACCGUAGCCAUUGCGACAUGGAUUUCCUAUAAGGAACCAAACUGGAUUGCUUCAACAAUUUGGAUUGUUUUUCUUGUAUGUCUUGGCAGCAUUACCACUUGUGCCUAUAUUCUUUGCCAGUUGUGGCAACUAUCGUCCCACGAAUCCUUUAAAGAUAUUAUGUACCAUGUUCUGAUCAACAAUCCGAACAAGAAAGGCAUGGAACAGCACAGGAAGCACUCCAAUGUUAUGAUUGCAAAAAUAAUUUACAGUGUUUUGGGUUGUUUGAUGGCGGUAAAUUUAGUAUAUCUUUUCAGUGAUGGUAGGCCUUUCCGCAAGGAGAUUUUUACGCCUUGGAUGGUAACAACACUCAUCGAUUACUUCAUACUUGUCACAGUUUUGUCAGUAAGAUCUGGAUGUUCUAUAAAGAAGAAUCCUGGCUUACUGCAAUUUUUUGGAUAGUUCUAGUACAGACUCUUGGGAGCACCUCUACAUGUCCCUUCAUUGUUAAGGAAUUGUUCAAGCUCAACUCCGAGGAUCCAGCCCACCUUAUUUUAUUCAAAGCUUCCCACAGGUUGGGUUAUCAACAAAUUAUUCAAUGAGAUCGUCGGGAUGUGGCUACCAAUGUAGAUCUAAAAAUAUGGAUGUCUUGUGUAUUAAAUAUACGUUAUAGUGAAGUUAGAGCGGUUUAACUUACUCCAAGAUCGAUGUAUCUUUGUCAUAUGCCA
Molecule: messenger RNA, 939 nt
Organism: Cucurbita moschata (crookneck pumpkin)
Lineage: Eukaryota; Viridiplantae; Streptophyta; Magnoliopsida; Cucurbitales; Cucurbitaceae
Exons: 9
Coding region: 71-673 (200 amino acids)
Source: RefSeq, a predicted model, not a curated record